Messenger RNA from Rosa rugosa (rugosa rose), 1544 nucleotides. Its product is annotated as transcription factor HEC3-like. Gene Ontology annotation, biological process: regulation of DNA-templated transcription. The transcript has a single exon. Gene Ontology annotation, molecular function: DNA-binding transcription factor activity; protein dimerization activity. Lineage: Eukaryota; Viridiplantae; Streptophyta; Magnoliopsida; Rosales; Rosaceae. The record is from RefSeq and is a predicted model, not a curated record. Bases 395 to 1243 code for a protein of 282 amino acids.
AUCGUCAUGGGUCCCACCCAAUAUCUCUGUUUCUCUCUCUACUGUUAUAUUUUCAACACAUUCAUCUUCUCCUUUAGUACUUGGUUGCAUCAUCGAUCAUGCCCCAUUAAAAAUCUGCUCCCAAAUCAUUUCUCUCUUUCUCUUGCUCUGGAACGGCCCCUAGCUUUUCGAGGGUUUUUUUGUCUUUCUUCUCUUUUCAACCACCAAAAUUCAUAACCUCUGAUCGACCGAUGUGCUUGCUUGCUCUUGCAAAAAGCUAUCAAUCAACAUAGAUGGUACAAUUAUUUCUGUUCAUAUUAAGAAUCCAGUAGUUGGAGUACUUUAGCUAGUUAGAUCGGAAUCUUUCUUGAUCAAAAGAAGUAGUGGAAAACUCAGAUAUAGUAUAUACAUCAGCAUGGAUCACACCAAUUACUUAAACAAUCAGCUGGGAAACAACCUCGUCUCGGCCGCUGGAGAUCAUCACGACGAUCAUGUGGGAAUGGAAGAUCCCAUCCAGCUCCACCACCAUCAUCAUCACCAAAUUUCGUACGAUUCAGUUUGGCCGAACUUCCCUCUCCAACUACAUCAUCAAGUGCCAUCGUCAUCCAGUACUCACCUUCAUUAUGAUCAAUUUGGUCAUCAUGAUCAACUAGUUCUACCUGGGAACUAUAGUAACUUUAUGGAUCAAGAAGAUAUUCAACAUGAAGAGGAGCCGGAAGAGGAAGAGGAGCUGGGAGCUAUGAAGGAAAUGAUGUACAAGAUCGCCGCGAUGCAACCAGUGGACAUUGAUCCUGCCACAAUCCAAAAGCCGAAAAGGAGGAACGUCCGAAUCAGUGACGACCCGCAGAGCGUGGCUGCGCGUCACCGGCGCGAGAGGAUAAGCGAGAAGAUCCGGAUCCUGCAAAGACUUGUUCCCGGGGGAACGAAAAUGGACACUGCUUCCAUGUUAGACGAAGCCAUUCGCUAUGUCAAGUUCUUGAAGAGGCAAAUCCGCUUGCUACAACAAUCGAGUCACCAUCAUCCUCACCAGCAAUGCAUUAAUGUUAACGCUGGAGUACUUGGUACACCUAGUGCAAGUACCGCUGCAGCCUUAGCUGGUGGUGGAGGGGCAUUGGAUUGGCUCCCACCGCCUAUUCCUGGUUCUGCCACCUCCUCUUCCACGGACACUCCGACAACCAGACCAGCUCUUGGAUUCACAGCCUUUGAAGGUAGCCGGGGAGAUAUUGCAGCUUUGAGAUUCAAUCAUGAGGUACUUAGUGAUUAAUUAGUUAGGCUGUGGAAGCUAAGCUGAUUAAUUAUUAUUAAUAAGGAAUUGAAAUAUGUAUUGAUCAUGAGUAUGAGUGUAACUAAAAACUAAAAAGUGUAAGAGAUAUUAUAUUUUGAUGGAAGGUCAGUCAUGUGGAUUGUUGAAAAGGUUGUUACGAUAUUGUUGACUGUGGUGGUGAGAAUAAUCAUAACUGUUUUCAAUUGGGUUACGUACUAUCAUAUUAUAAAAGAAUAUAUAAUUAAUCAGCUUGCCUAGUACUCUGGAACUUGGCCGGAGAGUUUGUUUGGCCGACUCUGUU